AUGUCUGACGCCACUUUGUUCCUUCGAAAGCGAAAGGACAAGGAUAGACGAGCAAGAGUCCCCUCUCGACCUGUCGGUGGACCUCCAGCUGGUCCGUCGCACAACGCACCUUCUCCAUCCACUUCUGCUGGUUCAGCAUCUCGUCCAGCAAACGGUAUCGCAUCAUCUUCCGGUAUAUCCAAUGUAAAAUCUGAACCCAACAUCAAUGGAACCAAACCCAAUUCCAAUAUAACUGAAAUCAAGAUCUUCUCUUCCGGUUCAAGUUCAGGCUCGAGGUUUAAUUUCAUGAGAUUAAACAGUGAAAGAGAUAUGGAUCCUACACAAAUAACGAAACCUGUUCUGUUAAAUCGUAAAAGACCUGGACCUAAACAACCGCCUUUAUUCGCGACUGACGAACAAGGGAAAAUCAUUGGGAAAUUCGUCUAUGAUUCCGAGGGCAAACCAGUUUUAGAUAAUGAAGGUAAACCAGUUAUCGAAAAAAGGCCAGAAGGAAUGGAUAUGUCUCUAGUAGGUCAAGCUCCUGAUGGCGUAAACAAUAACAGUCAAGUCGGUCAAGCUCCAGGGAAGAAAAAAAUGAAAAAAGGUACAAAAGAAGUAUUUCAUCAGGAUAUCGAAGUAAUGAGAUUAAGAAGAGAAGAAGCCGUUCCAUGGGUUCUAGAAUCCGGUAAACCGAAAGAGAAAUCCGUUAUACCAGAACAUUGGGUUGGAAGAAUGCAAGAACCUUCAGCUUUACCUACUGUUCUCCUUAUAAAUGAUGGUACAGGUGAAGGAUUCGAAAUGGUUCCUUUGGGUAGAACUUAUCGGUUCGAUCCUGAAAGACCUUUCAAACCAUUAGAUUCAGAUACGGCUAUAAAAUUGUUCGAACACCAAGCCAAGCAUAAAAUCCACGAUCGAUGGGCACUUCGACCGGAAGGGUCAAAUAACGUGGUGGCACCUGAAUCUUUCGUGAACGGUGUCAAAGCUGAACGAGAUCUGGAACAAAGGGCUACGAGAAUGGAAGGUAGAAUCAGAUUACUCAAGGGCGUAAAUGUGGACAGAAAACCCAAAGUUGAAAGGUACGAGGACGACUAUGCAAAAGACGGUAGAAGAGCUGAGCGAGGUCUCGAAGGUGGAAUAGAUGAAGAAUUAGAUUUCGACGAAGCUGAACAUUUCCAAGAUGAUGAUGACGUUAAUACAUUCUAUCGAAAUGUCGAAGAAGAAGAUGAAGCUAAGGAAGCUGAAGAACAGCAAAAGAAAGAGUACAGACUCGCAAAUGCAAACGUCGGUGAUAAACCUCAGAUUGCAGAGGAUGACGACGAAGAAGACUUGUUUGGUGAGAAAAAGGUUUUAGACGAUGAGGGCAAAAAAUUGAGGAAGAUCAUGAAGAAAAGAAGAGAAGAAAAUGAUGAAGACGAUCUGUUCGACGAUGAAGAAGACGAAUCGGAUUCCGACGCGGAAAGUGUGAAUAGUAAAACAUCUCAAAAUAAGGAUAAAGACAAGGACAAAGAUCCUAAAUCUACCGUCGAAGAUAGAUCAUCUCGACCACCUUCUCGUGGACCGGGAUCAAGAGGCACUUCAUCACCGACUGGUAAAAGACCUAAUGCGCAUAUGUCUGGCAAAGCCGCCACUGCGCCCCCUGGGUCAGGAUCAGCUCUACUUGCUCAAAGAGCAGCUUCUAGAGGUGCUUCGCCUCGUCCUUCUGGAGGUGCAAGAGCUGGUAGUCCUCUGUCGGGAAGAGCUGCAAGUCCUGAAGGAAGAGCAGCAUCUCCUCCAAUGAUAAGAGGUAAUUCGCCCGUUCCUUUGCGAGGAGCUUCUCCUGCUCCAGGACAUGGUGCAACAAGAGGAUCGAGUCCCGUUUCAGGACCUUCAACAAGAGACGCUUCACCCGCUCCCACAUCCGGUUCUGGUUCUGGUAAACCUUCCAAAACAGGUAAAAGGAAAACGACAUCAGAAUCACCUGGACCCUCUGGACCUUCCGGAUCGGGUUCAGCUAAUCCAUCCCCUUCAUCGAAGAGAAAAACAUCACCUGCAAAUUCUGUUGAACCAACUAACCGACCAGGUAAAAAAUCUAAAAAAGGUUCAAAUACACCUACACCUGCACCUGAAGAGAUGCCUUCCUUCCAGGGAAUGAUAACGAAACAAGAUGUUUUGGAUUGGUUCAGAUCACUUCAAAAGGAUACAGUACCAAUGUCAGAAGCCAUCGGUGCUUUCAGAAGUAGAAUUAUGAACGCUGGUAAAAACAGAGAAGCGAAUCAAAAAUUGUUCUUGGGUUGGAUGAAAUUGUUAGCUGAUCAAGAAGAGAAGAUGCUGAGACUUAAAGAUGAGUAUCGAUGA
Kwoniella shivajii is the source of this 2313-nucleotide messenger RNA. RefSeq lists its product as uncharacterized. Gene Ontology annotation, biological process: transcription initiation at RNA polymerase II promoter; positive regulation of transcription elongation by RNA polymerase II. Gene Ontology annotation, molecular function: DNA binding; TFIIF-class transcription factor complex binding; RNA polymerase II general transcription initiation factor activity. Bases 1 to 2313 code for a protein of 770 amino acids. The transcript has 4 exons. Lineage: Eukaryota; Fungi; Basidiomycota; Tremellomycetes; Tremellales; Cryptococcaceae. Gene Ontology annotation, cellular component: nucleus; transcription factor TFIIF complex. The record is from RefSeq and is a predicted model, not a curated record.